Molecule: messenger RNA, 3148 nt
Organism: Prorocentrum cordatum
Lineage: Eukaryota; Dinophyceae; Prorocentrales; Prorocentraceae
Source: the annotation of a GenBank genome assembly
AUGGCUUUCUCUUCCGGCGACGUCUCUGCCAUGAUUGCCACUGCGCCGAGCGGGGCCUUUAACAAGGCCAACGCUGACCAGAUCCGCGAUUGGGUCGACUUCGUGCUGAAUGUCGAGCCCAACGCGGCGGAGAAACACGACCUGUUCUACUACGUGUCGGUGGCUCGCCUCUUGGCGGAAACGAUCGGCAGCACCUCGCUUUCGGAUUUCGAGGAUCCACUCAUGCGCGAGAUGAUUAAGGCAGCGAUUGUUGUGAACGAUUUGCCGUGCGCCGCAGAGCAGGAUCCAGCAUGGAAAGCCUGGAAGGUUUCGCCGGCACAGGUCGUCUUCGCACUCAAGGUGCAGACCAAGUGCGCCCAAGCUGCACCACCCGCCCGAAUGGCCGAAGCUGUGAAACAGCUUGCAGAACUACAGACCCAGGCGCUCCAGAAGGGCAAGCCGAAGCGACUCAGCUUCAAGCUUCAAGACAGGAUCGUUGAAGUGGGCUUGCAGAAUUUCGAUAAAGACACCCUCCCGUCCGAGGAAAUCUUGGCGAAGUUCGAGGCCGGAGCCAAGAUCGCCAACGACAAGGGCCGGGCUUGGAUCGGCUCUGCAGAAGGCGAAGAUCUCCGCGAUCAUCACCGCCCAGCAUGGAGUCGCACCCCUCUCGUCGACGCGGUCGUGGGCGACGGCUCCUACGAGGAUCGCGUGAGACAGAGCGCGGCCGCCAAGCGCGGAAGCGCUUGGAUCGAUAAGAUCGAUUACGUGAGCUUCGCGACCUUCAUGGGGCAUCUCCACGAGUGGGGUUUCAAGGUGAUCCUCACGAAGGCGUGCAGCAUGGCGGACUUUUUCUCCUACGUGCAUAUUAUGAUCCGCAUCGCUGAGGAGAACGGCGGGGUCAGGACGGCGUUUCAAUACGACGUCCUCCAGCGGGGGGCCAUGGCCAAAGCGCUGGAGAGGGACGAAACCGAUUUGAGCAGGUACCUUACAAGGAUCGAUGUUGAUCUCCUGCGCACGGCCAAAGACAAAGUGGAUAAGCGCUUCGCAGAGCUCGCUCGUGCAUCUGGCGCGCCCAAGGGUCAGUCCAAGGGCCAGCCCAAGGGCGCCUCCAAGAGCUACGGCGACGGGGGCGGUCAUGCCGCCAGCAGCGCAUCCUCUGGCGGCAAGGGCGGCAAGAGCGCUAAGGGCGACAACCGGCGCGUGCGUUCGCCGCCCGCGCGGCACAAGGGCAGCGCUGGGCAGCCGAGCGAUGUGAACUCGGUUUUCGCUCGCGUGCUGCAGGGCGUGGCUGGCGUGAAUAUGGUUGAUAUCUCUGGUCUUUGCGAAGCUCUGGAGAACGGUGGCUUCCAGCAUUUGUCUGAUUUGGGCGGUUUGGAAGCAAAUGAAUUGGUAGAUCUCGUCCCUGCGUUUUCUGGACAGAACGUUGCGCUCGUCAAAGCCUUCUUGGCGCAGUGUCAGCGCCAGGCCGACCGGGAGUUAGCGGCCGCGGCGUGCCGACAGGCAACGCUGACCGAGGCUGCCUCGUCCUCUUCAGGGGCUGGGGCAGAGGCGCAAACCCGAGUUGCGAGCCAAAGCGAUCCACGUGAGGCAGCCAACGACGAGCAAGGCCCCGUGAAGAAGUCAAACGUGCACGUCGCGAUGUUCCUGGCGGAGAUCACCUCCAUCUCCACACUCUGUGGGUCGAGUUCGCUGCCUGGUCGACUGGCCAACGCGGUGGAGGCCGGGGCGCCCCGCGGCUUCGCCCUCUGCCACGCGGUGGAGAAGCGGGAGAGCCUAAGCGGGCGCAAGGGCCGGGAGCAGUUCGACCUCAGGCUCCUGCGGCAGCGCGAAGAAUUCCAGGGCACGAGGCCGGACCAGUCGCUCCGCUCGGAGGACCCCGCGCAGCGGCGCGCCCUGUCGGACCUGAAGCGCCUGGGCCGCCAGGGGCGGUGGGAGGAGGCCCUGGCGCGCCUCGCGGAGGUGGCGGACCCAGAUCCCUUUGUGCGCACGGCGGCGCUGGACGCGUGCUGCAAGGCCUGGAAGCUGCCGCAGGCGAGGGCUCUCUUCGAAGAGAUGGGCACGAAGACCGUAGUGGCGUACACGACCCUGCUGGCGCUGCUCGGGCGCCUGCGGCGCAUCCAGGAGGCGGAGCAGCUGUUCGAGGAGCUGAAGCAGUCUGGGCUGAGGCCCGACGCCGCCACGUUCACGGCCCUCAUGGUCGGCUACGGCUCCGUGCACGACAGCUCGGCCGCAGCCCGGGUGCUCGAGGACAUCGAGGCCGCCGGCUUCCGGCUCGGCCAGGUGGAGUUCGGAGUGGCGCUGAGAGCGUGCGGCAAGGCCGGCGACAAGGAGUUGGCGGGCGAGCUACUGGCGCGCAUGGACGCUCAGCGCGUGGAGCUGAACGUGGGGCACGUGACGAGCGCCGUGGUGUCCUGCGCGCGCAGCAAGGACCACGCCACGGCCAUCGACUUCUUCGACCAGCUCCGCCGCAGGGGCAUGGUGCCCGACAACAUCGCGUACACCAGCCUGGCCACCUGCCACGAGGGGCCCGACGCCGCGCAGCGCCUGGAGGCUCUGGCGGGCGAGAUGAGGCAGGCAUCCGUGCAACCGGAUGCCUUCUUCUACGACCAGCUCCUGCGUGUCGCACUGGCGGACGCCGACGCCGCGCGCUUCUGCUCGCACCUGGCGGAGCUGGACGCCGCUGGCCUGCGGCGGACCAGCACCACCGCCGGCUACGUCCAGGAGUACCGCGAGAGGCUACUCCCCGCCGGCGCGCCCUUGCCUCCCGGCUGGCUCCAGGCCGAGGAUCCCGCCACGGGCCGCUCGUACUUCUGGCACGAGGCCGAUCCCGGGGGCACCACGACGUGGGAGCGCCCCGCCCCGGAGCUGGAGCCGCACGCGCGGGCCUGACGGAGCCCCCCCGCUGCCGCGGGUCAGGUUGUUCUCGCGAGUCCUCUGGCGGGCUCUUGCCGCUUGGAGGCGCCGAGGUGCGGCACUGGCCGCCCAGUGGCGAGGCUGCAGGACGUCCUUCCGGCGAUCCAGGGGGGCUGCACGUUCAGAGCUGUGUGUAUCGCGACGUGUGCUGCCGUCGCUGCUUGCUCAAGUGAGCGGUCGCAGGCCUCCAAAGCGGGGGCGGAGAGAUGGCAUCGGCUGCCCUGCGGGUGUGACGCCGCAGGCCGGCGCGUCGACG